Molecule: messenger RNA, 588 nt
Organism: Sinocyclocheilus grahami
Lineage: Eukaryota; Metazoa; Chordata; Actinopteri; Cypriniformes; Cyprinidae
Product: vesicle transport protein USE1-like
Exons: 4
Biological process (GO): retrograde vesicle-mediated transport, Golgi to endoplasmic reticulum
Cellular component (GO): endoplasmic reticulum; SNARE complex
Molecular function (GO): SNAP receptor activity
Source: RefSeq, a predicted model, not a curated record
UAUAACCGCAAGGUGGACUUCCUCAAGGGUCUCUUAGAGGCAGACAAACUGCCGUCUCCAGCAGAGAAGUCUCUAGCCAAUCAGUUUCUGGCUCCUGGACGGACGCCUACGAUAUCCAGCGAGAGAACGCCGGCCAGUAAGACGGUGCACAUUCAGAGCAAAGCGCGAUGUGCUGAAGAUAUGAGGAAGGAGCUGAUGAGCACCGUACGACUCUUUUCUCUUUCAACUGCGCUUUUUAGAUAUUCAUGUUUUUAUGGUAUGUUAAACUUCUUAGGACUGUGCAAUAAAAAUAAACCUAAUUCAAGACAUAUUACUCUCACUCAGUCUAUGCGUCAGGCCGACAUGAACUUCGAGAAGCUGAAGACCGAGUCAGAGCGUCUGGAGCAACAUGCCAAGAAAUCCGUCAACUGGUUCCUGUGGCUGAUGCUCAUCGUCGUCUCCUUCACGUUUAUCAGCAUGAUCCUCUUCAUAAGACUGUUCCCGCGACUCAGAUGAUGUUAAUCAUCAUUAGAACAGCUAGAGUUCAUUUAUAUAUAACAACAGGUUUACAUAGACACUAGGCCAGCGGUGGCGAACUCCGGUCCUGGA